Trifolium pratense (red clover) is the source of this 1026-nucleotide messenger RNA. RefSeq lists its product as uncharacterized. The record is from RefSeq and is a predicted model, not a curated record. Gene Ontology annotation, molecular function: RNA-DNA hybrid ribonuclease activity; nucleic acid binding. Lineage: Eukaryota; Viridiplantae; Streptophyta; Magnoliopsida; Fabales; Fabaceae. Bases 83 to 1024 code for a protein of 313 amino acids. The transcript has a single exon.
CAAUCAGUCCAUCUUGCCUCAAGAGAGUUCCAUCUGGUCUAAAUUAUGGCAAAUUAAAACUAUUCCAAGACAUUUGCAAUUGAUGUGGAGGAUUAUUCAUAACAGGUUACCGGUAAGAGAAGCUUUGUUUAAACGAGGUGUAAUUUGCUCCCCACUUUGCUGCUUUUGUGAUGGAGCGAAUGAGUCAAUUGAUCAUUUAUUUAUGGGUUGUGACUGGACGAAAACAGUGUGGUUUGCUUCAAACUUGGGUGUUAAUUUUGCUGCUUAUUGUGAGGCCACAAUCUCAUUUAGUGAAUGGGUGAGCAAAGUUAUCAUGCAUCAGGACAUAGAAGUUGUGCAAUUGGUGUUAUCUAUAUGUUAUGAAAUAUGGAAGGUGAGGAACACACGGUGCUUUGAAGGAGCUGAAUUGCCUAAUGCCUUAUCUUGUUGGAAUAAUGCUCAUAAGUCCAUUAGUGAGUUUAAUUCCAGAGCUGAUAUGCUAACUCAGUCUAUAAUGCAUCCCAUUCCAAUGCCGGACUCCGCAAUUCGAUGGACUUUACCCGAGACAGAUUUUUACAAGCUUAAUGUGGAUGCUGCAGGUCCAAAUAAUGAUGGUAAUUGGGGAUUGGCUGCAGUUAUUCGUGAUGCAGACGGAUGUGUUGUCGCAGCAGCUUGUUGGUACUUGCCGGUAUUACCACAAUCUGAUGUUGCUGAAGGUCUGGCCUUGCUUAAAGGAAUGGAAUUUGCAAAGGAUUUGUUGUUUCGUAAGCUAACUAUAGAAUCAGAUUCCUCGAAUGUCAUCACUGCUAUCAAUAAGUCUCAAUAUCAACAAUCUUAUUUGGGAGCAAUAAUUGAAGACUGCCGAAGUUUAUUUCCAAGUUUUAAUAAUUUAAAUUUUUUUCAUAUCCGCAGAGUAGCAAAUCAAGCUGCCCAUUACCUAGCUAAAUUUGCUAUUUCUUCUUGUUCUGAUUUUAUUUGGAUUGAAGAAACUCCUUCCUGUAUUUCCGCAGUUGUGGCUCUAGAUUUAUUGCCGCUAAUUGAUUAAUA